Molecule: messenger RNA, 2861 nt
Organism: Galdieria sulphuraria
Lineage: Eukaryota; Rhodophyta; Bangiophyceae; Galdieriales; Galdieriaceae
Exons: 1
Coding region: 11-2809 (932 amino acids)
Source: RefSeq, a predicted model, not a curated record
ACUUUAUUACAUGAAAAUACAGUUUUUGAAACAGUUAUUCUCACGUGUUUGGUAUGAAACACGCGCUCUGUCCUGGAGCGACGUACCACGCUUUUUUAUUUGGCUAGGAAAGAUCCUCGUUUCUAGAAAUUCUCUGGUAGCUAUAAGAAUAACUGUAGUUAGUUUAGCUAUUAAUAUUUGUGUUUUCUUUGCGGUUAUGAGAGACAGAACAGUUUGCUAUAUUGCAAUAAUGGAGUAUUUGAUUCACACUAUUGCUGCAAGUCACUCUCAUGUAGGUUCCGUGUUCAGAGGUGGCCUUGUUAUGGCCGUUGCAGGAUUAAUUGGAAGUGUACUGGCUAUAGUUUCCCUUGCUAUGGCAGAUGGUUCUGGCGUUGCUCUUUAUUUUAUCAUGUUAGUUUGUUGCUUUCUCAUAGCUAUCAUCCGUCUCAAUCCUCACCUUACACCCUUGGGUAUUCUUGCAAACUUUAUGUACGGUGCCACUCUGAUUUUUUGUGUAAAAACUUCCCCUUCAAGAGCUUGGUUCGUGGUAUACCCAACCCUUCUAAGUGCAGUGUGGUCUGGUGUAGCAGCUGCUUUGGCGGGUUUGCUCAUCUUUCCAAAAUUGGCAAGAACACAACUCAGGUCGAAUGUUGUGCAAAAUCUAAAUAGAAGUGCUGAUACACUUGAGCGUAUUUCGUCCUUUGUUUUAAGUGAAGAUUCGGACAAGGAAAAUGUUACCUUUACUGCAGUGGAAGAUUGCUAUGCAAUUCACGCAUCGCUUCUUUACACUCGCACCUUUGUACCACUUAUACCUUUUGAACCUGAUAUUCUGCAUCCGUUUAGAGAAGAACCUUCGAAGCUUUGGGAAACAUUAAUCAAAGAUGUUGAUCAACUUGUACUUUAUAUUGAAGCAGUCUCUGGAAUUCUGAGGAGAGAACGACUUAUUAGCAAAGGUUCAUUACACAUGUUAACUAAUGGGUCAUUGGAUACGCUCAAAGAUUAUUUUAAUCAUUUAUGUAAGUUAGUAACAAGUCUUGCUGAAUGUUUAAAAGUGGGUAAAGACCCAAGUCAACUGGAGAGGCUUCCAAUUGAUCUGCGAAGUGACAUGAACAACGAAGUAGCAAACAUUUUUAAGCAGUUUUGGAUCAAUAGUCAUUCAAGAAGUACAAGACAGCUACCAUCUUCUUUGGAAUCAGUUUCUCUUAUAUUCUUUUCAUUCAGUUUGAGAACCUUCGAUGAUGCAAUAGCCAAGAUAUCCGAAGAUAUACAAGAAUUAUAUCGAAAACGCCAAGAACGCAGUAAUAUCUGGAAGAAUUUGUUUUCUUGGCUAGAAAUAGUUUGGGAGCCUAUUGAAGUGUUCAAACGGUCACCUCAGUUAUUGCGGGAUGUUGAUAAUCUCAAAUUUCUGUUUCGACAAGUUCUAAGUGUUGCAAUCAUUAUUGUUCCUUCUAUUCUGGUUGCAGGUGUCUCAAAAGCGGAUUACAAUUUCACCCAAGAUUACAAUGCAGUCUCAGCAUAUAUUAUGGUUAUUAUUAUCUAUAUGCGUGGUGUUGAACUGACUUGGUACAGAUUAUUACUGUAUUGUCUCACAACAGUAAUUUCAAGUGCUCUGGCAUAUGCUGCCACAGUUUUUGCUGGAGAAGAUCCCUAUAUUCUUACUUUAUGGAUGGGAUUGUGGAUUUAUGCAGCUCUAGUUCCAACUCUUUACUUCCCGUCAUAUAUAAUAGCAGACCUCGGUUUUGUUUUUGCACAGUUCUUUACUAUUUCAUGUCAGUAUGGCACAAAUUUUACAUUUGUUUACCCAGCUUCAAGAGUUGUGAGUGUAUUUGCAGGUUGCUUUGUAGUGGGACUAGUGUCUGCUACAUUUUGGCCCUUCAAGGCUUCAAAGGAUUGUCAGAAGACCCUAAUUGACAUCAUGGAGAAGGAAAAACAGCUAUUCAAUGACUUUGUUGAUCACUUUUUUCUGUGCAAUCAACAAGUAUCGACUGAGGGAUGGACAUUGACAGAUGAAAUUGCAGAAAAGUUGAGCUUUAUUGAAGGACAGUUGACAAAAUUGAGAACUGUGACCAACUUGGAUCCUUCCAUUGGCUUGACUCAUCCUUCAAUACCGAAAAUGUUAUCUGCUGUAUCGUCAAUUUUUAGGAGACUUGUAUGCAUGAAGGUUGUUUUAAGUGCGAAACCAGAGCUAACAGGGAGAUAUUUGACUACAGUUUGGAAUAACUAUUUAUCUUCUAUGAACGAACAAUACCAGUUGCUCAAGAGUUCAACCACAGAGUUGUUUGAUAGUAUUUCUAAACGGUUUGGGAUAAACUCAAGCCAACGAGGAGAUACUUCGGAGAUAGAAGAAUCACACGAACGAUUGUUCUACGCUUACGAGAAUCUGUUUGGAGAGUUUAGAAAGCUUCGUAUGUACUUGAUUGAGGAAGUUUCCAAAUUGGGAACUCGAGAGUCUUCAGGUGAUGUGAAUGAGUUUCCUUGGUGGGACAAGGAUUUUCCGUUGCAUCCUGACGAUGCUGUUCGACAUUUAACCUUCCUGUACAGUUUAUUGCAAGUUUUGGAUACUAUUGACAAUCUCGCUCUGGUGGGAACCUCCCUAAAACCUGGCAAUGAAGAUCUUCGACUUCGAAAAAGUAUUUCACAAAGCAUACGUAACUCUGUAGAAUUGUCGGAACCAUCUUUAAGUGGUCUAGACGGUACAUCUGAAAGCAGAGGAGAUAGGUCCUUGAAUAGAGAGGAACGGGAAAUAUCUUUUCGGCAAGAGUCGAGUAUUUUUAAGGACUCUCGAGAAGAGAGGAAACUUACUUUGGAAAUGGGUUAUUACAAAGUAUAAAGGGAGAUAUUCAUAGAUAGAGAGGACCGAAAGACGCAGUAAAUGUAUUAUU